Coturnix japonica (Japanese quail) is the source of this 1755-nucleotide messenger RNA. It is a transcript of the gene TIMM17A, whose product is annotated as translocase of inner mitochondrial membrane 17A. Gene Ontology annotation, biological process: protein import into mitochondrial matrix. Gene Ontology annotation, molecular function: transmembrane protein transporter activity. The record is from RefSeq and is a predicted model, not a curated record. NCBI's taxonomy places the organism in Eukaryota, Metazoa, Chordata, Aves, Galliformes, Phasianidae. Gene Ontology annotation, cellular component: TIM23 mitochondrial import inner membrane translocase complex.
ACGUUGCCCUCCGCCCAUGGGGGCGUGGCCAAAGGGGGCGUGGCCAAAAGGGGGCACGGCGCAUGCGCCUUGCGGACAUCCGCCGUCCCGCCAAGCAAAGAUGGAGGAAUACGCGCGGGAGCCGUGUCCCUGGAGGAUCGUAGAUGACUGCGGAGGUGCCUUCACCAUGGGAGCGAUAGGAGGUGGCAUUUUCCAGGCCAUCAAGGGCUUCAGGAAUUCCCCAGUGGGUGUAAACCACCGACUGCGGGGAAGCCUGGCAGCUAUUAAAACCAGAGCUCCACAACUGGGAGGUAGCUUUGCUGUCUGGGGAGGUCUGUUCUCCAUGAUCGACUGCAGCAUGGUCAGAAUGAGGGGGAAAGAAGAUCCAUGGAAUUCAAUCACAAGCGGAGCCCUAACUGGAGCCAUCUUAGCUGCCAGAAAUGGACCUGUUGCCAUGGUUGGAUCCGCUGCAAUGGGAGGAAUUCUCCUGGCUUUAAUUGAAGGAGCUGGCAUUCUCUUAACAAGAUUUGCCUCUGCACAGUUUCAGAACGGCCCUCAGUUCUCAGAUGACCCCUCCCAGCUGCAGCCCUCUCCAUUUGGCGACUACAGACAAUACCAGUGAUCACCCUCGUUCUGUUAGCUCCUAUUGUAGCUGAGCUGUAAUUUAAAAUGCUGGAGGAUCAGGAUGUGGUAUGUCUUUACACCAGUGGUAGUCUCUUACCCAAACCAUGCCAAGAGGACCUUCAGCACUUGGCAGUGUAAAACUGCACAGAACUUUUAGAAGAUGACAGAUCUAUUUAUUGGUAACAGAUUCCAUUGCUGUAACGUUAAUACAUGUCUGACAGAAUACAUGGAGAUUUAAGAUAAGGACCAAAUGGAGUCUUGUAAUCCUUUGGCCACGGGCUAAAGUGAAUGUCUGUGAAGUCUUCUCUGGGGUGUGGCGUUAACCAUUCCACAUCUGGAAUUCACCCUCUCCCUGUUUGGAUUUAAGUUGCUAUGCAAAAUUUGGGUUUAUGUAUACACAAAUUUCAGCUUAAGGGGAAAUGUUAAUGUACGUGCAGGUUUACAUUCCAGAAGUGAGUGUUACGGGCCAGUGAAAGCUUGAAGGCUCUGUGUGGUUGGAAAACGCAUUGCACUGCACCUGCAUGUGUGCUUUCAGCACAGUCUGUUGGCUUUUUGCUGUGGAUUGAGCCCUCUGGUGCUCUGAAGGCAGCACAGUUCUCUUGGCUCUGUGUUUUUGUUCUUUAACUCCAAUUCUGAAGGCACGUUCCCUCUUGUCAGCAGCUAAAAAGAAACCAUAUUCAGUAGGGUUUUCUGUUGUAGGUCUUUCCUAAUAGGUGUAUUGUAUCAGGAAGUGCCAGCAGGUGAGAGCAUUCAAAGGCUUGUGUAGCAUUCAUUAUCCAGGACAGCUCAGAGCUUUUCUUCUACCCAGAAUUGAUCUCCAUACUGUCAGUAGGAGAGCAUGAAUGUAACACAGAAGUGCUCAAAUGGCUCAAUUAAGAUUGUACAAUGUGUGUAUGCAAGCAAGAUCCUGACCAUAAGGUUCCUAUGUCCCAUAGAAGAUUUCCUCACCUGUUUCCACCACUUUGCCUGUCCUGCGGCCACUCCAGGACUGUUUGCUGCUCUGCUUCCUUGCUGUUCAGUGUUGUUGCUGCUGGUGUGUCAUUUUUAAGCAUCUUUAGCACAACAGCCUUGUGUUUGUGAAGGCUUGUCUCGCUUUGCCUCUUACGUGGUUGCUGAGGUGAAUUGUAAAGGAUUGACUUGGUUUGUUACUCA